GGAGUUACGUCACUAAUUACGCGACACGUUCUGUCCUCUCAGCAGCGGGAAAAUGUUUCUGGACUUCUCCCACUAUGAGCGGCUCUAACCGGGUCGUUGCCGUGAUACCGGCAGCUGCCGGCUGGGAAUUCUGCAGCAAUGACAAAGAGACGGAGCUGGAAAACAGGUCAAGCGGCAAAGAAGCUCCCAACAACCGCGUCAGAGAGGUCCGGGUCACCGGCACCGCGGAGGUCUCCUCCCCGGCGGACCGGGCGUCUGUGCGGGUCAACGUGAGCAACAGCAAAGAGUCCGUCAACGAGGUGACCAACAGCGUCUCCCGGCGACUCGAAUACAUUUUACAGGCUCUCAGACAGCACGGCAUCCGCGAUGAAGACACCUCAGUGAGGAGGUUCCUGCAGCGAGAUGCUGACGUGUAUCGGAUGGACGCAGAGAUCUUAGCUACUUUCUCUGAUUUCGAGAAGAUGGAACAGAUUCGCAGCAUCCUCCUGGAGAAGCUGGACCGGAGCGUUUUCGUGGGAACGCCUCAGUUCUUCCACAGUCCCGAGAGUCUGAGCGGAACCAGGCGGCGUGCGUGCGUGCUGGCCGUAAACGCUCAGCAGAAGGCCAGAGAAGUGGGUCAGCUGCUGGGGCAGAGUCUGGGACCCCCCCUGCUGGUGAAAGAGGAGGAGGCCAAGGAGUGGAGGAGCGAGGAAGAGGAGGGUGGAGGCGGCGAUCAGAGUCCGGCGCCUCUUCCUCGUUUGCCCCACAUCCCGACGGUCACGGCUCGCUCCACGGUGUCCGCCUCCUUCAGCUUCAGGGACAAAAGCAGGAAGAAACUCUGAGCAGAACUUUGGAAAACACUUUAUUGCUUCGUCAUAAUAGUGCAAAUGUUCAGUGUUGCUUUUAAACCAACACUGUUUUCAAGAUACAUUUUCUAAAAAAAAAUGUCUUUUAUCGUUUUUUAUUGAAACACUGAUAAAUGAAGGUGCAAUAUUUCCUCCAUUACUGGCUUUUAAGGCUAAAUUAAAAAGAUUUUUUUCCCUGAACUAUAAAACUUUGGCGUUUGAGAUGAAUAAAUCCUGGAAAAAGCA
Molecule: messenger RNA, 1070 nt
Organism: Oryzias melastigma (Indian medaka)
Lineage: Eukaryota; Metazoa; Chordata; Actinopteri; Beloniformes; Adrianichthyidae
Gene: irak1bp1
Product: interleukin-1 receptor-associated kinase 1 binding protein 1
Biological process (GO): immune response; canonical NF-kappaB signal transduction
Source: RefSeq, a predicted model, not a curated record